This is a messenger RNA of Prorocentrum cordatum, 1131 nucleotides long. The record is from the annotation of a GenBank genome assembly. Lineage: Eukaryota; Dinophyceae; Prorocentrales; Prorocentraceae.
AAGGCGAACAAGGGAGCCUUCAAGGACACGGCGUGCGAGGACCUCCUGGCCGCCCUGUUCAAGGCGACCGUGGCGGAGACCAAGGUGGACCCGAAGGCGAUCGGCGACAUCCAGAUUGGCAACGUGUCCCAGCCGGGCGCAGGUGCGGUGACCUCCCGCAUGGCGCAGUUUAUGGGAGGCAUCGGCUACGAGGCCCCGCUGAGCACCGUGAACCGUCAGUGCAGCAGCGGCCUGCAGGCUGUCGCCAACAUCGCUGCCAGCAUCAAGGCGGGCGUGAUCGACGUGGGGCUCGCUGGAGGCGUGGAGUCGAUGAGCAUGUACAACAUGGCGACCAGCGUGGACCCCUCGAAGUUCUCGAAGGCAAUCGCGGACAACGACCUCGCCAUGGCCUGCAUGGUGCCGAUGGGCAUCACCUCGGAGAACGUGGCGGAGAAGUGGAACAUCUCCAAGGACAAGCAGAACAUGCUGGCGGUGGAGUCGCACAACAAGGCGCUCGCGGCCCAGAAAGCCGGCCUGUUCGACCGCGAGAUCGUCCCUGUGACAACCAAGGUGAAGGACAAGUCGGGCGUGGAGACUGUGGUCACCGUGAAGGCGGACGAGGGCCCCCGCGCCGGCACCACCUUCGAGGGGCUCAGCAGCCUGAAGCCGGCGUUCAAGGUUGGCGGUACCACGACUGCGGGAAAUUCCAGCCAGGUCUCCGACGGCGCCUCCCUUGUCCUGCUCGCGCGACGGUCGGCCGCGAAGAAGAUGGGCCUGCCCAUCGUGGCGCGGAUGCGCAGCUUCGCCGUCGUCGGCGUGGACCCCCUCGUCAUGGGGAUCGGCCCGGCGUUCGCCAUCCCCGCCGCGCUCGAGAAGGCUGGCGCGAGCGUGGCCGACGUCGACAUCUUCGAGAUCAACGAGGCUUUCGCCUCGCAGGCCACCAUGACCAUAGAGCAUUUGAAGAUCCCUAUGGAGAAGGUGAACCCCAAGGGCGGCGCCAUCGCCCUCGGCCACCCCCUGGGCUGCACAGGCUCGCGUCUGAUCGCCACGCUGCUGCCCGAGCUGAAGCGCACCAACGGGAAGCUUGGAGUGGUCUCGAUGUGCAUCGGGACUGGCAUGGGCGCCGCCAGCGUCAUCGAGAGCGAGCUGUGA